AACUCCUUCAUCUCCAUCUUCAAUUAUUUUAUCUCUUCACUUUUUCUUCGACCGAAUCCUCUUUUACGAUAUAAAAAUCAUCCAAUCUUAUCUGCAAUUUCAUCUUAUCUUUUUCAGUAUAAAUUAUCUUAUCAUCCUCUUUCCUUUUCUUCACCAAUAAUUGUGGUUUUCAUCGGCGAUCAUGGCGGAGGAGCUUUCACCGGAGCAAGAGAAAGAAAUUAAGAAGCUUAAUGUGUUUAAGAUCAAAGGCAGAGAUAAACGCGGACGUAAAAUCCUACGGAUUAUUGGAAAGUACUUUCCAGCUAAGGAGCUAAGUUUGGAUGUGUUGAAUCAAUAUCUGGAGAAGAAGAUAUUUCCGAAACUCGAAAGACCUUUUGCUGUGGUUUACAUCCACACCGAAGUUUGUAAGAGCGAGAAUUUCCCCGGAAUAUCCUUUCUCCGGUCAGUUUACGAUUCGAUUCCGGUCACCGUCAAACAGAAUCUCGAAACGGUUUACUUCGUUCAUCCAGAUCUACAGUCCAGGCUCUUCCUCGCCACAUUCGGCCGUUUCAUCUUCACCGGAGGGUUAUAUGGGAAGCUGCAGUACGUGAGUAGAUUGGAUUAUCUGUGGGACCAUGUUAGGAGAAACAAGAUGGAGAUCCCGGAAUUUGUUCGAGAUCAUGAUGAGGAUCUGGAGUACCGUCCGAUGAUGGAUUAUGGUGUGGAGAGUGACCACCCUAGAGUUUAUGGUGCACCCGCCGUUGAUUCGUCUGUGGCGAUGUACUCAACGAGGUGCAUUUCUUAGGAGUGUAGAACGACGCCGUCCUGAUAAUCCAAAGGCACUGAGCGUCCCCCCUUCCUCUUGGUUUUGUUGGUUUGAAGUUGAACUAUGCCUUUUGUAUGGGUGUUUUAUGUAAAUAUUAAAUCAGUGUGGUUUACUUUUCGUUGCAAUGAUCCAGUGACUUGAAUUUUUGUUUCAAAA
Molecule: messenger RNA, 961 nt
Organism: Helianthus annuus (common sunflower)
Lineage: Eukaryota; Viridiplantae; Streptophyta; Magnoliopsida; Asterales; Asteraceae
Product: protein GDAP2 homolog
Exons: 3
Coding region: 182-784 (200 amino acids)
Source: RefSeq, a predicted model, not a curated record